AUGAUUUUGUUCCCAAUUCUCCUAAUUUUCAUCCUAAAAAUCUGCUCAGCCUCAAAUCAAGAAUGUCUCCUUUGUCAAGAGGUUCUAAUCUCCGAAACAGAGGCAAAUCGAUAUUUGAAACGUAUCGUGGAGCAUUGUAAGGGAAUUGAGACAACUUGUUAUGAGGAUCAAUUACUGAACUUUAAUAAGAUGAAAAAUCUGAUGAAUCAGAAGGGAUAUUCGGCGAAAAAGGCUUGUAAAUCGGUUGUUGGCAGAUGUUAA
This is a messenger RNA of Caenorhabditis angaria, 261 nucleotides long. The record is from the annotation of a GenBank genome assembly. NCBI's taxonomy places the organism in Eukaryota, Metazoa, Nematoda, Chromadorea, Rhabditida, Rhabditidae.